Molecule: messenger RNA, 616 nt
Organism: Gracilinanus agilis (Agile Gracile Mouse Opossum)
Lineage: Eukaryota; Metazoa; Chordata; Mammalia; Didelphimorphia; Didelphidae
Gene: SAPCD1
Product: suppressor APC domain containing 1
Exons: 4
Coding region: 1-450 (149 amino acids)
Source: RefSeq, a predicted model, not a curated record
AUGGGGAGUGAGGAGCUUGGAGGCUCCAGGGUCUCUGUGCAAACUCCUUACACUGUCUUGUUGCUGCCACUAGAGACCACCCGCCAGGAUCCUGGAGCACUGAGCUUCUUCCUUUGGCUUCAAGGGAUGCGGGCCAUCGAGAGGGAGCAGGAUGCUCUGUGGCAGGGGCUGGAGCUCCUAGAAAAGAGCCAAGCCUGGUACAGAGGAAGUCUGAAGGAGGCUCACAGGUGGCAGCUGCAUCUGGGAACCCUCGGUGAGAAUUUCCAUUCAGAGUCCAGGGCCCCCCUCUUGGCCCAGAUCCAGAAAAUGAACAACUGCCUGAAGAGUCUGAUACAGGGGAAGGACCUGCUAGGGCAGCAAGAACACACACGGGUGGCCCAGCUUCCCCAGGGGGGAGAAGCUAUUCAUUUGGACCAGAUGAGAAGACAGAGGGGUCCCACCCUAGUCUAAGGCCCUCUUCCAUCCCUUCUAGGACUUAAGGUCCCCACUUUGCUUUAUGAGAGGAGAGACAGCUGGAAACCCACUUCUUCUGUCCCAGACUCUUGUCCAAGUUUAAAUGGCUUUGUCGUCCUACAUCUCAGGCCUCACAUGGGAAAGAAAAAUAAACUUUCUUUCU